Dentiscutata heterogama is the source of this 1161-nucleotide messenger RNA. The record is from the annotation of a GenBank genome assembly. Lineage: Eukaryota; Fungi; Glomeromycota; Glomeromycetes; Diversisporales; Gigasporaceae.
AUGUCGAAAGAAAAAUCUGAAGCAAUUAAAAAAGGACACCCAGACUUUUAUUCACCAUAUGAUGAUCAUCCAUCGUACUUGUUCGCAUGGAAAAAGUCGGUACUUCCAAGAGUCAUUCCUCAAGCACUUCUCAUCACUGCUUUUUCGGUAUUGAUUGUCGGACUUUGGAAGUUUACAAUUCUCAGACUUGGAAUUAAGUCGAAUUUUAUUACCAUAAUUGCUUUUGUCGUGUCUCUUUUGCUUGCCUAUAGGACCAAUACUGCCUAUGAUAGGUACUGGGAAGGAAGACGUCUAUGGUCAACAAUGCUACUUGCAAUCCGAAACUUAUCCCGAUUUGUUUGGGUAAAUGUUCCAAAUAUGAACAAAGAUGAAAUAGACUCCGAAAAACUUGUCAUUUUUGACCUUUUGGCAGGAUUCGCACUUGCUACCAAACAUUAUCUUCGAGAAGAAGAUGGUACAAAUGCUAUAAAGGUCAAUUUAGAUAUGAAACCAUUAGAGACUAAAGAAGGUGCAGAUAGUAAAUCUAGACUCAACAAAAUUUUAAAGCUUCUCCUAACAUAUAGAUCAAAGUCAUCACCGGAAAGAGGACUAAACGAGCCUGAAAAGGUUGUUAAUCAUAAUUUGCCACUUGAGAUUACAUUGUACUUGAAUCAUUACAUCAGUCAAUUGAAAAGAAGGGAGAUCCAAGACUUAAGACCAGAUGAUCCGUCGAUCACUCAAAUGUACGCAAACGUAAGCAUACUUGUAGACUGUUUAACAAACUUAGAGAGAGUUCUUAGAUCUCCAAUUCCUUUUGCAUACGCAAUUCACCUUUCACAAACAACUUGGAUAUUUUGUUUGUCUCUUCCGUUUCAAUUAGUUGGAGACCUUGAAUGGGUUACUGUGCCUAUAGUAUUUUUAGCCUCACUCAUCUUACUAGGAGUCGAAGAGAUUGCAAAUGAGAUUGAAAACCCGUUUGGUACAGAUCCGAAUGACUUAAAACUUGACCAAUUCUGCGAUCUUCUUGGUAUGGAGUUAGACUUUGUUGGGUCACAUAAAAAAAUAAAAAGUCAGUGGGAAGAGACAGCAAAGAAAGCAAAGACUUCAGAAUUUAAUGAAUCUAAUGAAUUAGAUAUUAGGAAAGAAUCUAAGGAGGAAAUUUCUAUCGUAACUGAGAAGUAA